AUGGAUCUAAUUGUGUUUCUUGCUCUUACUUUGUGCAUAACAUGUUGCAAUGUUGAGGCUAGAAACAAGACUUUAAUAAAUGGAGAAACUAAUGUCACUCUAUUUGGUAGUCCCAUGAUGCAGCGUCAAGUGAAGAAUGAUUUUAUUUGUGUGGAUAUCUACAAGCAACCUACUCUACAACACCCUUCACUAAAAAAUCACAAAGUUCAGCUUUACCCAACCUUUGCAAAGAAUGAUAUGCAAAGGAGACCAUCUUUUGGUAAGACUAUGGAUGUAUGCUCACCGGGAAAAGUGCCUAUUUACAACAAGACACCAAUUAUUACAAAUUCAUCUUCAAGGUUACAAACAGAUCAUUUUAAGCAAUAUUCUAAAAAUUCUCAUGGCUACCAUACAGUAACUCUUGAUACAACUCAAAACAUGAUAUUUCGUGGAGCAUCGGCGGGUAUAGGUGGAUAUAAUCUAUCGCUUCAAGCAAAUCAAUUCAGUUUAUCUUCUAUAUGGCUAGAAAGUGGACCCUCAGUAGAACUUAAUAGUAUAAAAGCCGGAAUCGGAGUUCAUCCAAAUUUAUAUGGAGACAGCCAAGUACGAUUGACGGGUCAGUGGACGGCAGAUGGUUUCAAAAAAACAGGAUGUUACAAUAUUCUGUGCUCGGGUUUUGUGCAAGUUAAUCGUGACAAAGAGUAUGCUCUUGGAACUGUCCUUCAUCCGGCUGGUUCAAUUGGAUCAAUAAAAAAAUCAAUUGGUCUUAUCAAAAUUAAACAGGAUCAAUCUACUGGUCAUUGGUGGUUAAUUAUUCAAAAAGAAUUAAUAUAUACAGGAUAUUGGCCAAGAGAAUUAUUCACUCAUUUACAAAAAGGAGCAUCUCUAAUAAAAUUUGGAGGUCAAACAUAUGCCCCGCCUAAUAAGGAUAGUCCUCCAAUGGGUAGUGGGAGACUACCUAAAGAAAAUUUCAAAAACUCGGGAUUCAUGGGAUUACUAGAGAUUAUUGAUUCAGAAUAUAAUGAACAUGACAUUAAACCCGAAAAUAUGAAGAUUUAUACAAAUAGCAAAUCAGAGUGUUAUGACUUGAAAUAUCAUGGUUAUGAAGGACCUUUUUAUCGACAAUCUUUUCUUUAUGGUGGGCCAGGCGGACAAAAUUGUGAUAUAUGA
Messenger RNA from Vicia faba (fava bean), 1149 nucleotides. The record is from the annotation of a GenBank genome assembly. Lineage: Eukaryota; Viridiplantae; Streptophyta; Magnoliopsida; Fabales; Fabaceae.